Molecule: messenger RNA, 363 nt
Organism: Didymodactylos carnosus
Lineage: Eukaryota; Metazoa; Rotifera; Eurotatoria; Philodinida; Philodinidae
Source: the annotation of a GenBank genome assembly
AUGAUUUCAUCAGACAGUGAUAAUUUAUCUCCGACAUCAAAUAAAAUCAAUUUGAAAGGAUCACUACUUGUGAUAAUCGGCGAUCUUCAGGCAUUAGCAUGGAUACAUGGUUUCAAAUGUGGAUUUAAACAUGCUUUGAUGCCAUGGUUUUUAUGUAAUACAACAAAAGAAAAACUUGAACACAUUUUAACAAUCGAUGAGUGUGACCAUCGAUCAAUGAAUGAAUAUUUAUUACAAUGUGAUAAAUUAGAUAAUCCACAAUACAACAAGAAUAUAUGGAUUUAUCAAAAGAAUCUGGAAUUAAUCAUCGAUCUAUUUCUACGUACAUCAAUGGUUUUAACAUUUUUGCACAAACUGCAAUAG